CCGCAUCACACGUCACUGAGCGCAGUGUCUAUAUAGAGCGACCGGCGCAGUCUUCUGCAGUACAACAGCGAGCAGCAGCAGUGGAAGAAUCAGCAGCAGCAAAAGAAGUCGCUUUCGCGUUGUGUUUUGUUUCAGAGUUCAUCGAAUUAUCAAAAUGCAGAUCUUUGUGAAAACCCUUACUGGCAAGACCAUCACCCUCGAGGUUGAGCCAAGUGACACCAUUGAGAAUGUCAAGGCCAAGAUCCAGGACAAAGAAGGCAUUCCCCCAGACCAGCAGAGGCUGAUCUUUGCUGGAAAACAGCUGGAAGAUGGCCGCACCCUGUCUGACUACAACAUCCAAAAGGAGUCCACCCUCCACCUGGUGCUCCGCCUCAGGGGUGGAAUGCAGAUCUUUGUGAAAACCCUUACUGGCAAGACCAUCACCCUCGAGGUUGAGCCAAGUGACACCAUUGAGAACGUCAAGGCCAAGAUCCAGGACAAAGAAGGCAUUCCCCCAGACCAGCAGAGGCUGAUCUUUGCUGGAAAACAGCUGGAAGAUGGCCGUACCCUGUCUGACUACAACAUCCAAAAGGAGUCCACCCUCCACCUGGUGCUCCGCCUCAGGGGUGGAAUGCAGAUCUUUGUGAAAACCCUUACUGGCAAGACCAUCACCCUCGAGGUUGAGCCAAGUGACACCAUUGAGAACGUCAAGGCCAAGAUCCAGGACAAAGAAGGCAUUCCCCCAGACCAGCAGAGGCUGAUCUUUGCUGGGAAACAGCUGGAAGAUGGCCGCACCCUGUCUGACUACAACAUCCAAAAGGAGUCCACCCUCCACCUGGUGCUCCGCCUCAGGGGUGGCAUGCAGAUCUUUGUGAAAACCCUUACUGGCAAGACCAUCACCCUCGAGGUUGAGCCAAGUGACACCAUUGAGAACGUCAAGGCCAAGAUCCAGGACAAAGAAGGCAUUCCCCCAGACCAGCAGAGGCUGAUCUUUGCUGGAAAACAGCUGGAAGAUGGCCGUACCCUGUCUGACUACAACAUCCAAAAGGAGUCCACCCUCCACCUGGUGCUCCGCCUCAGGGGUGGCAUGCAGAUCUUUGUGAAAACCCUUACUGGCAAGACCAUCACCCUCGAGGUUGAGCCAAGUGACACCAUUGAGAACGUCAAGGCCAAGAUCCAGGACAAAGAAGGCAUUCCCCCAGACCAGCAGAGGCUGAUCUUUGCUGGAAAACAGCUGGAAGAUGGCCGUACCCUGUCUGACUACAACAUCCAAAAGGAGUCCACCCUCCACCUGGUGCUCCGCCUCAGGGGUGGCAUGCAGAUCUUUGUGAAAACCCUUACUGGCAAGACCAUCACCCUCGAGGUUGAGCCAAGUGACACCAUUGAGAACGUCAAGGCCAAGAUCCAGGACAAAGAAGGCAUUCCCCCAGACCAGCAGAGGCUGAUCUUUGCUGGAAAACAGCUGGAAGAUGGCCGUACCCUGUCUGACUACAACAUCCAAAAGGAGUCCACCCUCCACCUGGUGCUCCGCCUCAGGGGUGGCAUGCAGAUCUUUGUGAAAACCCUUACUGGCAAGACCAUCACCCUCGAGGUUGAGCCAAGUGACACCAUUGAGAACGUCAAGGCCAAGAUCCAGGACAAAGAAGGCAUUCCCCCAGACCAGCAGAGGCUGAUCUUUGCUGGGAAACAGCUGGAAGAUGGCCGCACCCUGUCUGACUACAACAUCCAAAAGGAGUCCACCCUCCACCUGGUGCUCCGCCUCAGGGGUGGACAGUAAAUGUUCUAUUGUGGUGAACCAAGUGGUUCUGUUUCUUCUGUUUUUUUUUUACUAUUAACAGGUGUAACUAUUUACACCUAGGUGUAUGAAGUUUCAGUUUCAAUAAAAUGUUUGACAUUCAGUGAAAA
This is a messenger RNA of Tachysurus vachellii, 1884 nucleotides long. RefSeq names its product polyubiquitin-C. The record is from RefSeq and is a predicted model, not a curated record. Gene Ontology annotation, molecular function: protein tag activity; ubiquitin protein ligase binding. The transcript has 2 exons. The coding region runs from base 155 to 1756 and encodes 533 amino acids. NCBI's taxonomy places the organism in Eukaryota, Metazoa, Chordata, Actinopteri, Siluriformes, Bagridae. Gene Ontology annotation, cellular component: cytoplasm; nucleus. Gene Ontology annotation, biological process: protein ubiquitination; modification-dependent protein catabolic process.